Molecule: messenger RNA, 884 nt
Organism: Prosopis cineraria
Lineage: Eukaryota; Viridiplantae; Streptophyta; Magnoliopsida; Fabales; Fabaceae
Product: transcription factor BEE 1
Biological process (GO): regulation of DNA-templated transcription
Cellular component (GO): nucleus
Molecular function (GO): protein dimerization activity; DNA-binding transcription factor activity
Source: RefSeq, a predicted model, not a curated record
CACUUUGCCAUACGUCUUCAAGUCACAUGGCUGAAUUCACAACAGAUUUUCAAAGCCUUAGACCUUCCUUUCCUUUCUUAGACAUUGAUCCAAGCUUGGAACUUAUGAACCAUUUCACAGGCAUGAUGAGCCCACUUGUCCUGGACAACCUAUCUAAAUGUUCAGGCAUUCCUUUCUCUCAAGACCCUGAUUUUCCAGCCAACUUGGAUGGAACUUUCCCUUUUUUACCAGCAGAAAACGAAAUCCAGGAUAGUGAAAAGAGGAAAGCCAUUGAUCAUGUUUCAGAGACCAGUUCUGUAAACCCGGCUCCUGCAGUUUCUGAGAGUGGAAGCAAGAGUUCUGGAAGAGUUAAGAGAGCCAAGAGCAACAUAACAGAAGAAGGUAAACCAAAGGAGGUGGUUCAUGUCAGAGCCAGAAGAGGUCAAGCUACGGACAGUCACAGUUUAGCAGAAAGGGUCAGAAGGGGGAAAAUCAAUGAAAAAAUAAGACGUUUGCAGACCAUUGUCCCAGGAUGUUACAAGACCAUGGGUAUGGCAGUGAUGUUAGACGAGAUUAUAAACUAUGUUCAGUCCUUGCAGCAUCAGGUGGAGUUUCUAUCUAUGAAGCUGACUGCAGCAAGUACCUUCUAUGAUUUCAAUUCAGAGACAGAUGCUAUAGAAACAAUGCAGAGAGCAAAGGCAUUCAAGGCAAAAGGAUUAUCCUCAAGAAAUGGUGAAGAAGGAUACGGUGGGGGGGUCUCUUGCUUUCAUCCAACUUGGCCUCUCUGAUUAUUUCAGUUUUGAGGACUUCUGUGAUUCUGUCUCAUGUCAUGACCAAGAAAAUUAAUGGAUCAAGAGGACGCUCCAUAUUUUGUCCUUUUCUUUUCAAAUUGAAGCUUCCAUUUG